AAUGUCAGAUACAAAAACCUAAACAAGAAGAAGCGCGCCGCCCGUCAAAACUCCAACGUCUUUGCGAUAUUCGACCAAAAGCAAAUAUCCGAAUUCAAAGAGGCCUUUGGGAUCUUUGAUCACAACUCAGACAACAUCGUAGACCGCGACGAUCUCCGCGAAAUGCUCAGUUCCCUAGGCCAAAACGUAUCCGACAGCUACAUAGAUGCCAUGAGUGAGAUAUUGUCGGCUUUUGAGGCCUUUGAUUUGGAUGGGAAUGGGUUGAUUUCGUCGGCGGAUUUGAGAGACGCUUUGAUGCAGAUGGGGGAUAGGUUUACGAAGAAGGACGUGGAUAUUAUGUUUAAACAUGCGCCGAUUACACCAGAUGGAUAUUUGAAGUACCGUGAGUUUGUGCAGAUGCUCAAGCACGGAGAAUAAGACUGUUAAUUUUAAUAUAGCAUUUAUAACAAAUAAAUAAAUGAUAUAUAAAUGUAUGCAUGAAA
Messenger RNA from Kickxella alabastrina, 482 nucleotides. RefSeq lists its product as uncharacterized. The record is from RefSeq and is a predicted model, not a curated record. Gene Ontology annotation, cellular component: myosin II complex; cytoplasm. Gene Ontology annotation, biological process: mitotic cytokinesis; actomyosin structure organization. The transcript is spliced from 2 exons. Gene Ontology annotation, molecular function: calcium ion binding; myosin heavy chain binding; cytoskeletal motor regulator activity. The annotation marks the transcript as partial. Lineage: Eukaryota; Fungi; Kickxellomycota; Kickxellomycetes; Kickxellales; Kickxellaceae.